CAACCAGUGUGUAUAAGCCGGAAUUGUUUACACGGUUAUGACGUAUUGUUUGCAUUAAAGAAAUACAGUACCAGUGAAAACACAGUGCCGUAGUGUACUUUGAACAGUCGAUGUUUGUGAGAGUUGAAAUCUACAGUGAUUAACCAAGUUUCAUUCUUUCAAUAUCCGUGUGUUUGAUCGUCUGCGAGAAAAUUCCCCUCAGAAUUUGAGAUUGUUUCGGCUGGCAAAAUGAGACAUAAACUACCAGCAUGCUAUGGAUUUAUGCUUUUUAUUGUAUGCUGUUUAAUAUUAGUGGUUAAAACUCGAUCAGAAAAUAGGAUUGUCUAUUCGAAAAAUACUGAAUUUGAACGCGAACGUGAAGUAAGUCCGAUUCACAGAAAACGCAGAGAAGUUCGGCCAGAUAUCAAUGAAGACGUCUAUGAGAACGCAACGAUUGGAUUUGUAGUUUAUACAUUCAACAAUACGAUAAACAAUCGAUAUGUAAUGAAAAAUUAUAACCCUCGAUUUGAAGUGAGCGGUAAUGAAGUUAUUGUUAAAGAACAGCUAGAUUAUGAGACUUCACCAGAAGAAACAGUGACGGUUGUAUACUGGAAUUCAAAUGCACCAAGCACUUCGGAUGAAGUCAGCAUAAUAAUCACAAUCCUGGACGUUAAUGAGCCACCAGAGUGGACUAUGGAGUAUGAGCCGUACCUUGCCGUUACUAAGCUGAACGUAGUGAACGGCGUCAACAUUUACACACUUUCGGCGCAAGAUCCUGAGGACCCAAGUGCCGAGAUCGUGUAUGAGCUCUUCAUUGACGAAAGCAAGAUGUUUGCUGUUAAUCCAGUAACAGGCUAUAUAUAUAUCGACAAACAGCCAGGGGCUUCUUUUGAAGACAAUAAGGAAUACACUUUAACUGUAACUGCCUAUGAAAAAUCUGACAUGUCCAUGGGCAACUCAGCCGAUGUCAAAGUGAAAGUGGGAGAGCGCCCUCCUCAGUUCACAAGCGACUCUUAUACUUUGACAGUUUCGGAGGACACUAGUGUUCCAGUAAACCUAAUUACCGUAAAAGCAAAAUCUUUUGAUCGUUCGGAAACUGUAUCAUAUACUAUUGAAGAGCAGCCUACAGGAAUUGAUCACGUGAUUGAUAAAGAUGGGGUAAUAACUCUGAAAACGAAACUAGACAGAGAAACAUUCGGCAGCUAUGUGCUCAGAAUAAAAGCAGCUGAUAGCCAUGGAGAAAGUAUAUCUGUGGUACACAUUAAUAUACUGGAUGUUAAUGACAAUGGUCCUGUGUUUACUCAGUUCGUUUACCAUUUUCGAGAUAUUUCGGAAGGUGUUGGUCUUGAUACUAGUGUUGGCCAAGUUGUUGUCAGUGAUGAAGAUGGCAAGUUUUAUGGAUCAGUUUUACUGUCAAUUCCGGUUGGGGAACCAUUCAGAAUCGAUGAGGAUGGUAAUAUUUAUCCUACAAGCAAGUUGGAUUAUGAAUCUAAUCCUGUGUACGAUUUUGUUGUCACUGCUGUUGACCUUGGUGGUAAAUCAAGUACAGCAUCAGUUCGGAUUGAUCUCUUGAAUAUUAAUGACAUGAGCCCGAUAUUUAGUGAGUCUAGCUAUGCGUUUGAUGUUGAUGAUACAGUCGAGGAAGGUUACAAGAUCAAUACCGUUUAUGCAUCCGACCCAGAUGGUGAUUUGGUGACAUUUUCUAUUGAAUCAUGCGGUCAAUGCCUGUUUGUUAUCGAUAGCAAGACAGGUGUUAUCAGCCGCUCAUCUGUGUCUGAUAAUCUGGAUAAAGCUUCGUACAGUUUUACUGUUGUAGCUAGUGAUGAUGGUACUUGCUGUUCGGGUGCUGUAACCAAUUCUGCUAAAACAAACGUAACUAUAAGUAUCAACGACAUUAACGAUAAUGUUCCUGUGUUUCCUGAUUGCAAUUCUUACUCCCCGUCUAUUCCAGAAAGAUCGCCAAGACUGUCAUCAGUCCUCAUAGUUACAGCCACCGAUGCUGAUCCAGGUGUAAAUGGGGAGAUAACAUUUGAACUAAAAGAGAACGACUUAAAACGAGGCUAUUUUGAAAUUGAAGAUCUUGGUAGUGGUCAAGGCUUAUUAAAAACAAAAAGGGAAUUUGAUCGGGAGGUAGAUGAAUCAUUUUCGCUGACGUUGCUAGCGGAGGAUUCUGCUAAAUAUGGGCUGACAGGUUUCUGCCAGAUAACAGUUAUUGUCAAUGAUACAAAUGAUGAAUUUCCUGAGUUGAGCCCAAGUCAAGUGACCAUUCCACGCUCACUAACAGUGAACAGUGUUGUAACAAAUAUAGAGGCAUUUGAUCCAGACCUGGAAGACAUUGAGAAAGGUCUGAUAUACACGUUGGAGGACCCUAGCAAUGAGUUUUAUUUGGAUGCAGAUGGUACUCUUAAAGUUAAAGCUUCACUUGCUUCAGCUCCAUCGGAUAUUGAACUAUCCGUAAAGGUAACUGACCAAGCAGGCCAAGAUCAAACAGGGACGGUUGAAAUCACUCUUAUUGAUGGACAAGUGGAUGCUCCCACCUUUACAGUACAGCAACUCAUUGUUGAUGUACCUGAGGAUAAGCCAAUAGGUGAAGAGGUAUUCACAGUUACAGCGACUUCACCUGAUCAAUCAACAAUAAUAUACAUCAUAAUUCCUGGUAAUACUCCUGAAACAAAUAAUCCCAGACAAUUCUCGAUUGACCAAGGCACAGGAUCUGUGACCGUGUUCGGUGAUAACUUGGAUUAUGAAAAAGUGCAAAGUUAUGAUCUCCUGAUUCAAGCAACUGAUUCAAAUACCCAAUUAGCAAGCUACCUGACUGUAGUAGUCAACAUCGAGGAUAGAAAUGAUCAAACACCAGAAUUUGACUUGAGUGAGUAUGUAGCAAACAUUGAGGAGGGAGAUUACACAGGUCAAAAUAAACUGGUGGUGACAGUGCAUGCUGAGGAUGCUGAUACAGUACCAAUAUAUAAGAUGGUACUUUACGAACAGGAUCCAAUGGAAUAUAAUUCUUUAUUUGAUGUUAAUCAAGCCAAUGGAGAAAUAAGAACAAGCGGGACAUUUGACCGAGAAAAUAAUGCAUUGUAUCUCAUCUAUAUCCUAGCGAAAGAUAAUGCCCCUUCUUCUAUUUCACCAAGUGAACCAAAUAUAGCUAAAAUUAUAGUAACGGUCCAUAUCAUUGAUAGGAAUGAUAAUAAUCCGACAUUUCCGAAUGCUGCAUAUUCAGCUAGUGUUGCUGAGAAUGCCAAAAGUGGAUACUCCAUUGAAACGGUCACUGCUGUUGAUAUUGAUGAAGAUAGUGUAUUGAACUACCUGAUUGCUGGUGGAAGGACAUUACCCGAUAUGUUACCUUAUCAAAGUGCUGUAUUUCAGGUAGAUUCUGAGACAGGAACUAUAAAGGUCGCAGCUAGCCUAGACUUUGAAGCAGUUCAGACUUAUGAGCUGGAAUAUAUUGUUACCGAUGGUUUACAUGAGAACACUACAAAACUUACAAUCAACAUCCUGGAUACAAAUGACAAUUCACCUGAGUUUGUUGACGACGUUUAUAGAAGCUCAAUUACAGAAGAGGAAGAUAGUGUAGCCUUCCCAUUUGAUGUUUUAACAGUGUCAGCAACAGAUGCUGAUGCUGAUUCUGGAACAAUCCGGUAUUCCCUCAAAGGACACGACAGUAAUUACUUCGCGAUUGAUUCAACAUCUGGAAUGAUAACACUUCUUCGAUUUUUAGACUAUGAAUACAAAACAGAAUGGCAUUUCAUUGCUGAAGCAACAGAUGAAAACGGAGCAGGACUGACUGGCGUCACUGAUGUACUCAUCUCAGUGACUGACAUCAAUGAUAAUCCUCCUGAAUUUAACCAGGCAUCAUAUGAAGGUGAAAUAGCAGAAAAUGCUGACAUUAGCACAUACGUGAUGACAGUGAGUGCUACAGAUGCAGACUCGCCAGCUCAGUCAAACAAUAAAUAUACCCUUGAACCGCUGUCUGAGUCUGACUUGCCUAGUGAUGGCGUUGAUGGAAUUUCUUCAUUUAGAAUAGAGCAGGAUGGUGAUAUCUUUACGACUAUCGAACUGGAUCGUGAGAUAAUUGACAAAUACUAUGUACUGGUAAAAGCUGAGGAUCAAUCUACCUCUGAGUCAGCUACUGCAACUGCAACAAUUAUCGUCUUAGAUGUGAAUGACAAUGCGCCAGAAUUCUACUUAGAUCCUUACAGUCAAUCAGUUUUAGAGUCACUGCCUGUUGGUGAUAAAGUUGUGGAUAUUUUCGCGACUGAUGAAGAUAUCGGAGUUAAUGCAGAAUUAAAAUUUACAUUUUUGUCUGGGAAUGAAGGGUCAGAAUUUGGAAUUACUCGAAACCCAGUAAAUAAGCAAAAUGCUGUGAUCUACUUAAUGAAGGAACUAGACUUUGAGACAACAGUUAAGUACGAUCUGGUUAUUGAAGCAAGUGAUCAGGUUUUCGCCGACACUGCUACUGCUACGAUCAACGUAGUUAAUGUAAAUGAAGCACCUGUGUUCGGACAAGAAACAUAUUUCAAAAGUGUUGUGGAGAAUAAUAUGUCAAAUCCAUUCAUCACUGUGUCAGCUUCAGAUGUAGAAGGAGAUGAUAUAAGUUAUGAAAUUGACCCAGCUACCAAUGUAGAAAAAUGGCUGGCCAUUGAUUCAGACACAGGAAUUGUAACUCAAGAUAAACCAUUUGACCGGGAAGACAGUCCUACUCACAAUUUCAGAGUCUGGGCAAUAGAUAAUGGGAGCCCACCUGCGACUGGCUCUUGCACAAUAAGUGUCACAGUGAUCGAUGUCAAUGAUGAAUGUCCACGUCUUGAGGAUGACUACAAACCAAAGACAAUGGAGAACCAAAAGCCACCUCAGGUAGUUGAGAUUAUAACAGCCAAGGAUCCAGAUGAGGGUGUGCAAACACCAUAUAAAUUCAGUAUUGUGAAUGGUGAUGUCAAGGAAGGGCAGUACACUGUCAAUGAAGCUUUUGAGUUGGAAACUAUUAGUGAUACAUCAGCAGAAAUUAGAACCCGCAAGGAAUUUGACCGGGAGUCACAGAAAUUUUAUGAAAUGGAGAUCAAAACUGAGGACAAUGAGGGUAUAUCAUGUACUUCAACUGUAACAAUUGAAAUUGGGGAUGAGAACGACAAUCCGCAUCAGGCUGGUGAAAAAUCAAUGGCUGUCUUUACAUAUGAAGGCGGCACAUCCACAGGUGUGGGGACAAUACCUGUGGGACCGGUUAACUCACCUGAUCCAGAUGAUGAUGAUUUGGAUGAAAAAACAUUUACCAAGCUUAAUGAAGAUGAUUGGGUUUUCUUUGAUCUUGACACUGACACUGGGGUUAUCCUGAUAAAAGAAGGGACUCCAGAUGGAAUCUAUAAAAUGGAGAUCCUAGUGCAAGAUAAUAAGUUCCCAGACCAGAUAUCCACGGUGACCGUUACAGUUACUGACUUGCCAGAGGAAGCUGUCUAUAACUCAGGUUCUAUGAGAAUGUCUGGGGACUCCCAGUUCAAUGCAGCAGAGUUUGUUCGGGAACCGAACAGCAUCUAUAACACCCUGCGAACUACCCUAGCUGAAAUUCUUGGAACGCCGGAAGGCAAUGUGGAUGUUUUUAGUGUUAUGGAUGUUGAAGGUAAAAGCAAUAUGGUCGAUGUUCGAGGACUCUCUGCACGUGAACUCUGGUUCCAACGGGACCAAUUCACUAACGAACAAAUUGAUUUCAGUGACCUCCAACUUAUCUCUCAACAGCACCAACAGCGACAGGACAAUCACCCCUACAGUGAGAAGUCAAAAAAUACUGCCCAAGUGCCACCGGCGAUCCCCGACCUAUAUGUAGGAGAUCUCGUUUAUUUACACAAGGAUCUAGAUAAGUCUAAGGCCCGAUCCAGGUAUCUCAUUGCUUCCAUUGAUGGAGAUUGGUGCAACAUUCGAAAGUUCAGUGGCACCCAACUUCGAUCUAAUACCUACAGGGUUAAGAAAACUGAAUGCUUUAAGGUCCCCCCGUACGUUCCACUUCGUACAUCUGUACUUCCACCAUGUCCGCCCAUCGAGUCUUAUACUCCUCUCACACCUCCAGUCACACCUAUUGCUCUUACGCAUGAUACACCAACUGUUCUUCCUGUUUCAAGUGAGUUAAUGCCAGCUCAGUCUCUGCCUGCUGGAGUGCCUGCAGCAUCACCAGCCGAGCAAGUUCUCCCUGAUACCGUUCAUGACUCUAAUUCUGUGACCCCCACCCCCUGUGACGGGUCCCCUGGAGACACCUGUAUUACCCCCUCGACAUUUCCCACUCCGGCUGACAAACUGAUUUCUCCUCCUCCCCUCAGGCGAUCCUCUAGACAACGUCACACUCCCACUACCGUGUGUGUAAUUUCAUUUAAGUCGAAUCUAGCCUACUGGCGAAGAAGUAAAUUUAUUUUUAAGAUGUUUUGUAUAUUUCACAGCUGUACAUGUCCUACUGGGUUUGAAGGUGGAAGAUGCGAGAUGACAAAGCGCAGCUUUGAGGGAGGGAAAAGUUACGCUUGGGUGGAGACACUUGAACAGUGUGAAGAGACAGUUGCCUCGAUAGAGUUCAUUACUGAUGUAUUGGAUGGCACUCUGUUUUACAAUGGGCCAAUGCAAAAAAAUGCAAACCAGAGGGAUUUUAUUCUGCUUGAGUUAGUGGGAGGUCGGCCUAGACUACAGCUGAAUCUUGGCGAUAAUACUGUUGAACUGGCCUUCAGCAGCAAUGAUUUAAAUCAAUUGAAUGAUAAUGUUUGGCAUACCUUGGAAAUCAGAAGAAAUGCCCAGUAUGUAGAGAUGGUUGUGGAUCACUGCAAGUCAGCAGUUGUAGUAGAAAACAGUGGAACAAGCACUAUUGAUGCAACAAGCUGUAUGGUCAACAAAACUGUACCAGGAAACAGCAAGCUUCUGAAUUUGAACACACCACUCCAAAUUGGUGGAGUAGACACAGAGUCUCCUUGGGUGUAUGACCAUCUGGAUUCAACCCCAUCUGGAUUUGACGGGUGUGUUCGAAAUCUGAUUCAGGAUGGAAAAUUGUAUGAUUUAAGUGAUAACAACGUAGGAACGUCAUUCUACAAUUCACAACAAGGUUGCCCUCGUACCGAUGAAAAUUGCAUCGACAACACGGACGGAACAUCAUUGUGUAAGAAUGGUAUUUGUGAUGCGGAUACCAAGACUGGAGUAUGUAUCUGCUACCCAGGAUACACCGGAGAUAAAUGUGAUCAAGAGACAACACCGUAUGACUUUGCAUUAAACAGCUUUGUUGAUUACACUGUGAAACCUGCUGCUGAACUGGACACAUCAGGAUAUGAAGAACAUUACCACUCAAUGGUUCGAACGUGGAAAGAAACCGGACUUGUGUGGUAUAUUGCUAACCUGGACACAGGGGAACACACUACUAUCGACAUGGUUGAUGGUACGUUGAGGCUUCGCUAUAACCAUGGAGAAGGUGAAUAUAGCAUGAGCCUUCCCAACUACAGAAUGAAUAAUGGAGCAUGGCACAGUGUUGAGUAUGAUCGCUAUGGUAACUAUGUGACGUUGAAAGUUGACAGAGGUGGUGGGACUAGACAGGUGGAAGGAUCUCCUGGAACGUACCAGCAUAUUAUAGUGAAUCCAGAGUCUCUACGAAUUGGCGAUUUAUUCGGGAAUGAAGUUAUACUGCAGGACUUCCAAGGUUGUAUGAAUGAUCCACGAAUUAAGAACCACUACUUAGGUUUCUCAUCCUCUUCAUACGCUGAUGUGACAUCGUCAAAUAAUGUCACUGAGGGUUGCAUAAGUGAUGCAUGCAAUGGCGUGACUUGCGAUCCUCCGUUUGUUUGCAAUGACAUAUGGCGACAAUAUGAAUGCACUUGUCCUGCUAACACUGGAGGUGAAUCUUGUACUGUGACCUGUGACCCUAACCCUUGUCAAAAUGGUGGUAAUUGCAUUGAAGAAAAAGGUGGUGCUGUUUGCAUCUGUCCAAAGGGUUAUUCUGGCGAUUUUUGCGGAAUGGGAGAAAGGACUGGUGGGAAUGGUUUAUCAGGAGCAGUGAUUGCUAUAAUUUGCAUCUGUUUAUUAUUUUUUAUAGUCUUGCUGGUUCUUUUACUAUUGUAUAAAAAUCAAAACUUGCGGCGGAAGAAGGCAAUUCUGGAAUAUGAAAAUGACGACCUAGCGGAGCACUUGGCAUACUACGACGAAGAAGGUGGUGGGGAGGAGGAUCACGCUGGGUAUGAUAUUGGUACGUUGAGUAAGCCCAUUGAUCAAGUUGAGGGAAGUGUCGGAAGCCUAGAAAAAUCUAGAAUUCCAGUGUCUGCUGUGCCAGUUGGAAAUGCUAAACCAGAUGAGUCUGUUAAAGUGGCUGGCCUGUUUGAUGAUCGCCUGCCGAAGGUUGACGACGACCCUGACAACUCACCUUUGGAUAGUCUACAUUUGUACGACUACGAAGGAGAGGGUUCCACCGCAGGCUCACUAAGCACGAUCAACAGCUGCAGCACCGAUUCCUCCCAAGACUUUGAAUAUCUCAGCAAUUGGGGGCCGCAGUUCAAAAAACUUGCAGACAUGUACGGCGGGGGGGAAGACUGAGAGAUCUAAGUCUCAUUGAUGAUUGAAUUUAUUUACAUUCUUACGUGCCUUUUGCUAGUUUACUAAAAAAAAAGUUUAUUCGCUUUUACUUCUCAGCCGAAUAAAGUAAUCUAGCUAUAAUUAUUUAAUGCACACAUCAAAUUGUGAUGGGCAUAAUCACCAAAGAUUUUAUAUUUUCAUUUAGUUGCAUUAGUGAUUGUUAUAAUAAUAUGUAAUUAGUGUAAUUUUUGAGGGCACUAGUUGAAUAAAUGUGAAGCAAAAGAGCCAUUAGUGCAUUUAAAAUGCACUAAUUUUUUCUAAUCAAGACCCAAAAAUCUUUUCAUUAAUUUGCUUAAAAAGUGAAUCAUGCUUGUUUCUAAACAUUAAAUGUACAUAUUUAUGUGUAUGCACAAACCCUUGAAGGUGUGCAAAAGCUUAAAACUUUAUUGCUUAGCGCUAUUGGCUUACCUAGCCAUGUUGAGCCCAGGAUUUCUAGCUAUUUGUUUUGCAGAUCCAAAAUCCAUAUACACAGCGUCAACAUAUGCCAUUCAAUAGAUAUUAGUCUACAAAAUAAUUAAAGAACUACUAUUAUUUAAAACUGAAACUCAUUUUUAGGCAUUGGUGAAUAUUUGGGGUGUUUUAUGUAGUGUAUGAGUUAACAUAUGUUAAUUAUAUGCAAGUUUAUGUUUUUGUUUGUAAGAUGAGAGUAUUAAAAAGUUUGUAUUGUUGCUUAUUGUAGUACACAGUUAAAUGUUUUAAAUGUUAAGUUUAAUAUUAGGUGUAUACUGUUGCUUUGAUAAUUUGUAGUACUAAUAAAGUGCAGUAUACUGUAUCAUUAUCAUCUUUACUUGGAUGUCAGUAUAUCCAGCUUUUAUCCCUUGAUGCAUUCUUUGUCUCAUCCUAAACUAAUUCCAUGAGUGUUUCCAGUUCUUUUAAGUAAGUACGGGCAAGGUCUUCCUCACUUUCUUCCUCCAGGAAUUGGCUCCAAAAGGAGAUUUUAUAUGACUAUAGUGAAUAACUUUCUGGCUUGAAGUUUGUUUGAAAUACCUUUUUUUUAAAUUUGAUUUGCAAAAAAACUAAUGAAAAGUUUUAAUGGUGUAUGCACUUCCUUCUUUUCAUGUAAUAAACCAAUUCCAUAAUUAAAUAAAAGUUUUAUAAUAAGGGAUAUGAACAUGAGUACAGUAAUAUAUUUCAAUUUCUAAUGUUGUACUGUAUAUUUUAAGCAAAUUAAUACUGUAGUUUCCAACCGAAUAUUGAACAGGAAAUUCUCUUGCUAAUUUCCAAAAGUACCGUUCUUGUUUUUGCUUAAACCCUUAAACUAACUGAAAUCAAUUUUGUGGAUUUUUGUUUUGAAAAUGUAAAUAUGACAAUGAUCAAUAAUGAAUGAUAAUUGCGUAAGGAAAUUGUUUUGUCAAUCAAAUUUGCCAAAUUCCUUUAUAUUUCACGGACUGCUGCCAUGCCCAUGUUUUGUCUCAUAGUUAUGCCGCUGAUGGUAUCCAUAUUUUUAACUGAGUGUAUCUUAAGCCUAUUUCAUGUAUUUAUGUUUAUGAUACAUGUGUAAAUUGUUACUGGCUUCAGCUUAUUAUAGUCCAAGUGAGGAUUGGAUUUAUCUGCUUCCAGCUUUCAAAUUUGCCAUUUGUCCAUCUUUGCAAUACUAAUUAAACUAGGGAGCUAUUAAUAUGAAUAGGGCCAUGAUUAAACUAUUAAAUAUAUAAAUGUAAAUAUAUAUCAUUCGUAAUGAUAGAGCAUUUAAGCUUUCUCCACAAUGCAAUGGGUUUGCCCAUAAUUGUAUGGGUGUUGUAAGAAUCAUCAUGCCAUAUUUGAGAAUGAUAUGACAUGAGCAUACCCAUAUACGGGCAAAUCACACUAAUACAGUAUGCAGAUGUCUCAUAAGUACUGUCAUAACAUAAGGCCAAAAAAUAAAGUGUGUUGCUCAAGCACCGUGACUGAUGAUCUGAAAUAAAAUCGAGUGUUGGUAUUUUUUUUUCAGAAAAAAAAAUGCUUUAAUUAAAAAAUGAGGACACCAAUAUAUUUGGGGUGUUUUAAAUGGCUACUUUUUAGGUCUAAUAAAUCAAUUUGAUACUCUAACCAUGAAGUCUAUUUCGUGAAUACUUAUUGGAUGAACCGUCUUUAAAUUUCCACUUUCUUAAGAGCACCCCUUCAACAAAAAUAGAACCGUCCCACUGCGACCACGCCCAACAUCGUCCUCAUUCAUGUUUUUUUGUCUUUCAGUCUGACCGACCGCUUUCCAAACGUCACUAUGCAUGGAGGAAAGAAAAUUCUUUCCUCCAUGGUAACAACAAAUUUAGGAUUUUUUUGGCCCACAGUCUUUUGUGAUGUUCUGUAAUGAGAGUAGUUAAUUUAUGAAUUGAUACAAUCUGAAUUUUAAAGCAUUUUUAAACUGAAAAGUGAUUGUGAUUUUUAUAACUUAAUUUUCUAUUGCAAUAUUUUGAUGUAUAUUUCAUUGAAAUUGAAAGAGAUGUAAUGAAUAAAAUUGUAAAAUUUCAA
Molecule: messenger RNA, 11007 nt
Organism: Anneissia japonica
Lineage: Eukaryota; Metazoa; Echinodermata; Crinoidea; Comatulida; Comatulidae
Product: neural-cadherin-like
Exons: 33
Coding region: 229-8520 (2763 amino acids)
Biological process (GO): adherens junction organization; cell morphogenesis; calcium-dependent cell-cell adhesion
Cellular component (GO): catenin complex; adherens junction; plasma membrane
Molecular function (GO): calcium ion binding; cadherin binding
Source: RefSeq, a predicted model, not a curated record